AUGGGUGCGCGCCUCCUGCUGCUGGGCCUCUCCUUGUUGCUGGGCUUCCUGCAAGCUCUACCAUGUCUCCAGUGCCCACGAGUCAACGCCAGUGGGGUUUGCGAGACUGGGGAAAGUGUCUGCGAGACUCAAGGCAGCCAGCGGUGCUUCCUGAGGAAGGUCUACGAAGAUGACAGGCUCCUGUAUGGAUACCAGGGCUGUGGGGACCUGUGCCUCUCCAUGUCUUUCUUCAGACAAAGUGUUCAAGUGGAUUUUGUAUGCUGCAAUGACACCCCUUUCUGUAACAGAUUUUAG
Molecule: messenger RNA, 294 nt
Organism: Puma concolor (puma)
Lineage: Eukaryota; Metazoa; Chordata; Mammalia; Carnivora; Felidae
Product: protein PIP-1-like
Source: RefSeq, a predicted model, not a curated record